UAUCAUAAACGAGGUUAUCCUGAGGUUUAGAGGUUGGGACAGGCUGUGUGUGUGUGUGUGUGUGUAGCCGAGGCCCGAGAGCCGGAGAGUGCGGAUCUGCGGCUGUGGGUCACUCCGGGGCUGGAAGUGGGUGAAGUUAGACGUUCCGUGGUCUUCUCGUACUGUGAGUGGGGUGGGCAGCAGCAGCAGGGAUGGCAGAGGCUCACUCAGCAGUUGCAUUCUCCUUUGCCAUCACCCAUGAAGGUGUUCAUGUCAACUAUGACCGGGAAGUGCUGCAUGUUAUCUGGCACUCUGGCUUGCGCUCAUGGCGCCGGAACAUCCACCGUUUUGUGAACAAUGUGCAAUGCGGUCUGUUUCCCGCCUCCAUCUCUUCCCUGGCUCUCACUGUGGGAGGCUACAAUGCCCUCUACCUUGCCCGGGACCAGUAUGCCUCUGGAUUUGACAUCUCCCUAGGUCUAAUAGACAAAAUUAAGCACCACAUAAAGUUAGAGGAACCAGCCCAAAGUGUGGCUUGCUGUUCCAUCAUUGCAUGUGGCUGCUGGAUGGGUGCUAUUAUGUUCAUGAAGUACUCCCUAAGACUACUCUAUAUGUACAAAGGAUGGAUGUAUGAGACUCGUGGACGUGGUGGUAAGAUGAGUAUUACAACAAAACUUUGGAUCCUGGCUGUUAAAUUGCUCACUAAGUUCUCUCGGCCCAUGUUAUACUCCUAUCAGGGAUCCCUGCCCCGUCUGCCACUGCCAUCUCUCUCCCUCACCAUGUCCAGGUACCUACGCAGUGUGCGGCCACUGAUGGACGAUGAAAACUAUGUUCGCAUGCAGGGUUUGGCAAAGGACUUCCAGGCUGGUAUCGGCAAAAAGUUGCAGAGGUACCUAGUGCUGAAGUCUUGGUGGUCCACCAAUUAUGUAACAGAUUGGUGGGAGGAGUUUGUAUAUCUGCGAGGAAGGUCUCCCAUCAUGGUCAAUUCCAACUUCUAUGGCACAGAUGCCAUCUUGCUGCACCCCACUCACCUUCAGGCAGCUCGGGCAGCCAAUGUGACACAUGCUGCCUUCCUUUUCCGUCGCCUUGUAGACAGGCAGCAGCUUCAGCCGAUAAUGGCUCAAAACAUGGUUCCACUGUGCUCAUAUCAGUAUGAGCGGACCUUCAACACCACCCGUGUACCUGGGGUGCAGACAGACAAAAUUGUACAUUUCAGUGACUCAACCCACAUCACUGUGUACCAUGCUGGCCGCUUCUUCAAGAUGCCCUGCUAUUAUAAGGGUCGGCUGCUCAAUCCCAAGGAACUCCAAAUGCAGUUUGACAGGAUUCUAGCUGAUGAGAGUGUCCCAGAAAAGGGAGAAGCCACCCUUGGAGCUCUAACUGCAGGAGAGCGCACACCCUGGGCUGAGGCACGCACCAAGUUCUUCAGCAAAGGUGUCAACUAUAGCUCACUGAAGGACAUUGAGAAAUCAGCCUUUGUGGUGGUGUUGGAAGAGGAUGAGUAUGACUAUAGCCCUGAUGAUCCCACGCAACUGGACCGCUUUGGACGAGCUAUGUUGCAUGGCAAGGGGUAUGACCGCUGGUAUGAUAAAUCUUUCAACGUCAUUGUCAUGAAAAAUGGACGGAUUGGGUUUAAUGCAGAACACAGCUGGGCUGAUGCCCCCAUCAUGGGCCACAUGUGGGAGUACAUUAUGGGCGAGGAUAUCUUUGAGUUUGGAUACGAUGAUGAUGGUAACUGUGUGGGCAAAGUAACCUGCAAUCCUCCAGUACCGAGCCGCAUGAAGUGGGAGCUGAAUCAAGAGUGUCUGCAGGCCAUUGACACCUCAUUCAGGGUUGCAGACGCCCUCCUGAAUGAUGUUGAUCUGCGCCUGUACAUGCACACUGCUUAUGGCAAGGGCUUCAUGAAGGGGUGCCGCCUCUCACCAGAUGCUUACACUCAAAUGGCUCUCCAGCUGGCCUACUAUCGGGAUGCUGGCAAAUUCAACCUGACAUAUGAAGCAAGCAUGACACGUCUUUUCCGUGAUGGCCGCACCGAGACUGUUCGUCCCUGUACUAUUGAAUCGUGUGCUUGGGUGAAGGCUAUGGAGGACAAGGCCAUCCCAAAUACAACCUGUGUGGAGCUCUUGAAGACGGCUUGCAAUCAACACCAAACAGGCUAUCGUGAUGCAAUGUGUGGCAAGGGUAUUGACCGUCACCUCUUUUGCCUUUAUGUUGUCUCCAAGUAUCUGGAAGUAGACAGCCCCUUCCUUAAUGAGGUACUGUCAGAACCAUGGCGCCUCAGCACUUCACAGACUCCCCAUGGCCAGACCAGCAAGAUGGACCUUGUCAAGAACCCCAAGUGCAUCAGUGCUGGUGGAGGCUUUGGUCCUGUAGCAGAUGAUGGCUAUGGAGUGUCAUAUAUCAUUGCUGGGGAGGACACCAUUUUCUUCCAUGUGUCCAGCAAGAAGAGCUCUCCUGUCACAGACUCCAAGAGGUUUGCCCGUCAGAUAGAGAAGGCACUCAGUGACAUGAAGAAUCUCUUUGAAGCAGUGGGCAAGAAAUAAUGGCAACACAAACUGACUUGUUGUGGGCCUUGUGAAGAAAUAUUUAGGGCUGCUUGACUUUAGCAACCACUCAAGUCUCAAAUUGGGUUGAUAAGUAUAGUAGGGAGAUGUUACAUAUGUUUUUGUGGUUGUGUAGGAAGGAUUGAGUCCUCUCAUCAUCAGUUUUAAUGCCAACCUUCACUUUUCAUUUUUUUAAAUUUUCACAUACCCCAUGGUUUUUAACAACUUAAGGCUUGAUGAAUUUCAGAGUAAUACACUGAUAUUCAGAAUUUUAUGUGAAUGAUGCUGGAGCAGCUUAACUUGUUAUUCCCAUGUGUUUUGACUACACAGGAUAGUGGUUUUAAUUUGGAUAUUUUUUUUAGGGUAAAACUAUUAUUUAUAUUCCCCUCUUGUGAGCAGUUAUGACCCAGCUGGUAGCUCUCACACUGUGUAAUCCUGUCUCUUUCAGCAUAUGCUGCACUGCAGUGAGGUGGGAUAAGUGUAGUCAUAAGAAAUCUCUGUUUUACUACCUAUAUUAUUUUUUUAACACUGAUAGUCAUAUCUUUCCUGCUCAUGUAGCAAACAUACAUACAUUCCUACACUCACACAGCUAUUACAUGAUCCAUUACCAUGUGGCAGGAAGGCAUAUGUAGUGAAGCUUUAUAGGAAUCAUAUGAUAUAGAGUAUAUAUACAUUUAUAAUUCAGAUCUUUAUAUUUCCUUGGUUUUAAUGUUGUUAAUUUUGAGAGUCUACUAAAUAAGGUUCAAAGAAAGGAAAUGGUGUAGGAUGUGGUUUUAACUUUGAUGCUUCACUAUGAAACCAGCAUCACAGACUCAUCAACAGUCAAUUCUCAGACAAUUUUUUAUGUAGAAUAGAUGUUGAAAAAUUGGGAUUUGGUCUGUUUAAAUGUAAGAAUAGGAUGUGGAAAAUUUUUAAUAAAUUUUUUUCACAUGAUAUUUGAAAAAAUAAGUACAACUCAUUGAUACAGAGAACUUAGUCUUAUGGAAGUAUGUCCUCUGCAAUACCACUGUUUUUGUUACAAUAUGGGUAGCUUUCACAUAUAGAUGAAUUAUUAAAGUGUUAUGACUUGUUUCUGUUUUCUAUUAAUGUAAGUAAUUUACUUGCACCUGAGAGCAGCAUCUCUCAGUGUUAGCAGGUAGGCAUUUGUGGUGAUGUGUGUGUGUGUUUGUGUGGAAAGAGGGUGUUGUUGACCCACAUUUGGCUAAUUCUCCACAUGGAGGAGAUGACAGAGUAUAGAGUUAUGAUUAGGAAAAAAUGCUCCUCUUUACAAUUCUAGUUCGUACAUAUGAAGCUUUCUUGUGAUGUGCUUAAAUCUAUGUGCUAAUGCUAAAAAUUACAGUAAAGUCUGAUCUAGGCAGUGUAGAGUACAAGUUUUUCUCAUUUUAAUUUGAAAAAAUGUGAAAUGUUUUUUAAUUGACCGAGUUAUUAUUGAAAUGAUUAUAGUUGGAUGGCUUUAGUGAUGGAUAGCAAAAAAAUUUAAUAGGAGAAUGAAACAAGAACUAGAGGAGUUACAAAAAAUGAGUUGAGAGGGUAAUAGAGAGUUUGCUGGUAAUAUAUAGAAGGGAUAGAUAUAUAUGAUUAUUUUAACAAUAGUAUAACAGCAUUGAUCCUUGGGUGUCCAGCACUUCCAGGGACAAACAUAUCUAUGUAUUUCUUAUUUCUUUUUCAUCUUCUUCAUGUGGACUUCAAGAAUGGAUCUGAUUAAUGUCUUGUUGAUUUAUCAUCAGUCAACUCCACUCAUAAUCUGUCAUAAGUAUUGUUCUAACACUUAAAUGGUGAGAUCUUGUGUAAUAGGUUAGAAUAUACCUGUGAGUUUUGUUUUGCUGCCAAGAAUUGUCACACAUCAGUGUGAAGAAUGAAGGUAUCUUUUGAAGGCUGCAGAGGAAAGAUGGAUAGGUGAAUGAUUGCAUAAGAUUCCUCACUGUGUUUUACAGAUGAGUUUUGCCUUGACUUUCUGAUGUCCUAGACUUGAUAGAUUUUCUUUGUGGUUUUCCAAUGAAGCCUCAUGGUGACAGUCAAACUCAAAGGUAAUGAGCCUUGUGUUUAGAGUGUGAACUAUCAUAUUUUGCGACUGCUCAAAUUCUGGACACAUUUUGAAUGAGUUUUGCAUAACUGUAUUGAUCGUAGACAAUUGAGGAUAUGGUUUAGGAUAGCAGGAAUGUUUUAUAUCCAUCUAAAGAGUGUAAGUUUAAGUGAAACAUUCAUAUCUAAAUCAAUUAGUAUUUCAAUUUACCAGUCAAAUGUGUACUUACUUCAGCUUUUAAUGGCCAGUGGGUUACCAGUUCACCAAGCAGUGUGAUAAACAGUUCGGGUAGAUGAUACAUUAAUGGAAACCAAGACAUGCAUUUAUUGAAGUAGAGCAGGAUCCCUUCAACUUUCCUUGUCAGUAAAGUAUUUUUCCAAACUUGCUUGCAGUUAGAAAAGAUGAUAAAUCUUACCUGUAGUGGAAGCCAGCUUGUGAAGAGAACCAUGUUCUGAAGUGAAAAUCCGAGCCAAACCUGUCAUGAGCAUGGUCACUCCCACACAGUUGGAAGCUUGACAUCAUGCUGCCCAUUUUGUGACACAAAUGGUUCUCUGCCAUUUUCAUAUGUGCACUUUCAUUUUAAUUUUAGUAAAGAAAAUCUUACUGUAUAUUUUUGUUAGUUGCUACAGAAACUUUUAAUGUUACAUAAGCCCAAUUCAGGUAUUCUCACCAGGUGCCUCAAUAUCAAUGCAAUUAUUCCUUAAUGAACAAUGCAAUCUUGUGUAGUACCACUUUACCGUAGCAAUGUGUUCAUAGUAUUUUAGGCACUAGUGUACUAGACAUAAGUAAUAAAUGGCUAAAAUGCA
Scylla paramamosain (green mud crab) is the source of this 5348-nucleotide messenger RNA. RefSeq names its product carnitine O-palmitoyltransferase 1, liver isoform-like (gene whd). The transcript has 18 exons. Bases 192 to 2519 code for a protein of 775 amino acids. Gene Ontology annotation, cellular component: mitochondrion. Gene Ontology annotation, biological process: fatty acid metabolic process; carnitine metabolic process. Gene Ontology annotation, molecular function: carnitine O-palmitoyltransferase activity. Lineage: Eukaryota; Metazoa; Arthropoda; Malacostraca; Decapoda; Portunidae. The record is from RefSeq and is a predicted model, not a curated record.